Messenger RNA from Geosmithia morbida, 627 nucleotides. RefSeq names its product Transmembrane adaptor Erv26. Bases 1 to 627 code for a protein of 208 amino acids. The transcript has 2 exons. Gene Ontology annotation, cellular component: Golgi membrane; endoplasmic reticulum membrane; COPII-coated ER to Golgi transport vesicle. Gene Ontology annotation, molecular function: COPII receptor activity. Lineage: Eukaryota; Fungi; Ascomycota; Sordariomycetes; Hypocreales; Bionectriaceae. The record is from RefSeq and is a predicted model, not a curated record. Gene Ontology annotation, biological process: endoplasmic reticulum to Golgi vesicle-mediated transport.
AUGUGGAUUCUUCCGCUCGUCGGCUAUGCCGGUUCCAUCUUCGGCUUCUGCUUCCUGACUAUGGCCAUCGCGUCAGGCCUGUAUUACCUGUCAGAGCUGGUUGAAGAGAACACAGUCAUCGCCAAACGCCUCCUCACAAGGCUGGUCUAUGUCAUCAUGGGCAUUCAUCUGCUAUUAUGGGUCGUGGAUGGACUAUCUUUCUGGGCAACCAUGCUUGGUAUAACUUGCCAUCUUGUCUACCUGGGCAACAUGCGCAAAUUCCCCUUUGUCAAGCUAUCAGACCCUCUCUUUAUCAUGUCGUGUAUUCUCGUUCUUGCCGAUCACUACGUCUGGUUCAAACAUUUUUCGAGCUACCAGACACGUGCCUUCCAGAGGUCCUCAUACUACGACGAUGUCGACGUGCCGACUUUCACACAAAUUGCUUCAUACUUUGGCCUGUGCGUAUGGCUCGUCCCGUUUUCCUUGUUUGUUAGUCUCUCAGCUGGCGACAAUGUUCUCCCCACUAUUGGUACCGAACCCAUUCAAGACUCCGACGGGAAGGCGAAGCACCAGGGAAUGUUCAAGGCCAUUGUUGAUUCAGCACGUGGUAUGAUUGGCGAAAGCCUCUCAGGCAUGGAGAGGCCUUGA